Messenger RNA from Dermatophagoides pteronyssinus (European house dust mite), 1099 nucleotides. It is a transcript of the gene Nthl1, whose product is annotated as Nth-like DNA glycosylase 1. Lineage: Eukaryota; Metazoa; Arthropoda; Arachnida; Sarcoptiformes; Pyroglyphidae. The record is from RefSeq and is a predicted model, not a curated record. Gene Ontology annotation, cellular component: nucleus. Gene Ontology annotation, molecular function: DNA binding; DNA-(apurinic or apyrimidinic site) endonuclease activity; 4 iron, 4 sulfur cluster binding. Gene Ontology annotation, biological process: nucleotide-excision repair; base-excision repair; base-excision repair, AP site formation.
UUUUUAAAUGUGAAUUCGAUUUGACCGUUCAUAAUGUACAUGACCACGUGAAUUUUUCCUUUUUUUUCCAUUUUCAUCCAUUUUUUAGGAAAAAUCGCGAUGAAAAAAUCAAAUGUUUUUUGCUAAAACAUCAUUAUCGUUGGCGACGAAACAACAAAAUUGCAUUAUCACCAUGAUUUCAUCAUCAUCGAAAUCGACAUCGACAUCAAUAAGACGUUCGAAACGUAAAAAUGUUCAGAUUGAUUUUGCAGAUGAUCAUACUGAAAAAGAAAUAUUGGAAAAAAAAUCGAAACAGCCAUCGAUUGAAGAUAAUAGUAAUGAUUCGAUAAAAAUGCCUAAAAAUUGGCUACAAAUCUAUAAAAAUAUUGAAAAAAUGCGUUCAAAAACUAUUGCACCAGUCGAUACAAUGGGUUGUGAUCAAUGUUAUGAUACGGAUAUUAUUAUAUCGGAUAAACAAAAACGUUUUCAAAUCCUUGUUGCAUUAAUGUUAUCAAGUCAGACAAAAGAUCCGGUAACAUAUGCUGCAAUGAAUCGUCUUCGUCAACAUAAUUUAUCCAUUGAAUUUAUUGAUAAAAUUUCGUGUAAUGAAUUAAUGCAACUAAUUAAACCGGUUGGAUUUUAUCGUCGUAAAGCUGAAUAUCUAAAACAAACUGCAAAAAUAUUAAUGGAAAAAUAUGACAGUGAUAUACCCGAAACGAUUGAUGAAUUGAAAAAAUUACCUGGUGUUGGUCCAAAAAUGGCACAUUUAACAAUGAUUACUGGUUGGAAUCAAUUAACAGGUAUUGCUGUUGAUACACAUGUACAUCGUAUAUCAAAUCGUUUACAAUGGACAACCCGAACAAAACAACCAGAACAAACACGUAAACAAUUGGAAAAAUGGUUACCGAAAAAUUAUUGGAAUAAAAUUAAUCAUCUUUUUGUUGGUUUUGGUCAAACAAUUUGUCUGCCAAUUAAACCUAAAUGUAAUAUCUGUCUUAAUAAUCAUCUAUGUCCUUCAUCAUCAACAGAAUUUUGAUUCUGAAUUUGUACACAAAAAAAAUAAAAUAUUAAAAUUUCAUGCUUUUAACAUAUGUAAAAUGUAAAUUCUUUUUGUUUUCAG